AUGGUCGGCCAGGCAGCAUGGCAGAGGCACGAUCUGCAGCAGCAGUGGUGGCAGCGAGUGAGUGGAGGAAUCCGGGCUGGAGGAAGGAGUGGGAGAGAAGAGAAGUCCCCCAUUCAACCCGCCUCCUCCCUCCCUCUCCCUCGUCCCUCCUCCCACUGCCCCACUCGCGUGCAGUGCUAUGCGAGCGUGGUGAACGAGGAGCUGCACCUGGCACUGCGCGCACACAUGGCGCCGGCGGUGUUCCUGCCUGCCACACCGCGUGACUGCAGGCGUGGACAGCCAGCUGUGGUAUUACACGAGUGUGUGAGUGGGCUUCUGGACGGACGCCGUUCACGGAAACCAGUGGGUGCAGGUGGAAGAGGUGAAGCUCGGAUGGAGCUCACUGUCGAGGGCAAGGGCAACAGCAAGGUGCAGGAUCCGAUGUAUGCCGUGCUCGUGGAGGUGAUUUUGAGUCGACUCAAAAGGCAGCUGUUCUUUACAGUGCAGAAGGACAAGAACAGCGGUGGCUCACCUCUCCCAACAACCCUCUCCUCCUUCCAACCCCCUUCCCUCUCCCUUCUUCCCCUAACCCGCUCCCUCCCCAACUCCCUUCUCCUUCCACAACCCACUUCGCGACGUUGGCUCUCCUCUCAUUCACAUGCAGCUGAACCAAGGAAAGUGCAGCUGAAGCAGUGGUCGUGCCACCACUAUGGUGGGUGGAGGGGAGAGGGGCUGGUGUUGCAGAUAGAGCUGAUCAUCCUCCUGGGCGGCAUGUGA
Molecule: messenger RNA, 756 nt
Organism: Closterium sp. NIES-65
Lineage: Eukaryota; Viridiplantae; Streptophyta; Zygnematophyceae; Desmidiales; Closteriaceae
Source: the annotation of a GenBank genome assembly